CCCCAGCUGGCUGGCAGCAAGAAGGUCUGCAAAGCUGCUGAUAAGAGGAAUAUUAAAGAGGGCUGGGCUCCUGGCAAGGGGGCAGUGAUCCACUCAGCCGGCAACAUGCUCCGCUUCCUGGUCUUCACCACCCUGGUCCUUUAUGGACACAGCACGCAGGACUUUCCAGAAACCAAUGCCCGAGUAGUUGGAGGGACUGAGGCCCGGAGGAAUUCCUGGCCCUCCCAGAUUUCCCUCCAGUACCUGUCUGGGGGCAGAUGGUACCACACCUGUGGAGGGACCCUCAUCAAACAGAACUGGGUGAUGACGGCUGCUCACUGCGUGGACAGAGCAAUGACCUUCCGUGUGGUGGCUGGAGAGCACAACCUGAACCAGAAUGACGGCACGGAGCAGCCUGUGAGUGUGCAGAAGAUCGUGGUACAUCCAUCCUGGAACAGCAAUAACGUGGCUGCCGGUUAUGACAUUGCCCUGCUGCGCCUGGCCCAGAAAGUUACCCUCAACAGCUACGUCCAGCUGGGUGUUCUGCCACCAGAGGGAACCGUCCUGGCCAACAACAGCCCCUGCUACAUCACAGGCUGGGGCAGGACCAAGACCAACGGGCAGCUGGCCCAGAGCCUGCAGCAGGCUUACCUGCCCACUGUGGACUACGCCACCUGCUCCAGCUCCUCCUACUGGGGCUCCACCGUGAAGAAAACCAUGGUGUGUGCUGGAGGAGACGGAGUUCGCUCUGGAUGCCAGGGUGAUUCUGGGGGCCCCCUCCAUUGCUCAGUGAACGGCAAGUACGCUGUCCAUGGAGUGACCAGCUUUGUGUCCAGCCGGGGCUGUAAUGUCUCCAGGAGGCCCACAGUCUUCACACGGGUCUCUGCUUACAUCUCCUGGAUGAACAAAGUCAUUGCCUCCAACUGAACAUCUUCCUGAAUCCAACGGCCUGCCAGGAUGACGCUUAGAUCCAUAGUAGCACUUGAGGCCACCAAGGAAAAAACAUGAGAGACCAACAAGCCUGAUACAGAAAAGCAAAUAAAACUGAAUAUACAUGAUCA
Lutra lutra (Eurasian river otter) is the source of this 1040-nucleotide messenger RNA. RefSeq names its product chymotrypsin like elastase 1 (gene CELA1). NCBI's taxonomy places the organism in Eukaryota, Metazoa, Chordata, Mammalia, Carnivora, Mustelidae. The transcript is spliced from 8 exons. Gene Ontology annotation, molecular function: serine-type endopeptidase activity. The record is from RefSeq and is a predicted model, not a curated record. Gene Ontology annotation, biological process: proteolysis. Bases 106 to 906 code for a protein of 266 amino acids.